AGCCUAUAUUCUUGUUUAAUUAAUUCGUAAUCUUUCUUCUGUUGGAGCUAAAGUAGGCCUACAAGUCUCAUUUCGUAGUUUUAGCAAUUGUUACAACUAGGUUACUUUUAACUUUGUAACAAACAGUUGCUUGUCAAAUUUGGAAACAAUGCAAUACAUAUCACAGCUCUUUGUUUUUACUCCACAAUGUUUCACUCAAAUUAGCUGGAAAGGUAUACAAAAGAAGGACUUGGCUAAUGGCAAGGAAAGACGGCAGAAAAUAUUGUACGCGACAUAAAAUGAUUUUGAGUCGAAACUAAACAUUCUACAUUUAGCUCGAGGUUUGAGUCAUCAACCAUAUCUGCCUGUCAAAAAAUCCUCUACAAAGCGUGUAAAUUAGCAAUCCCAUUGGUUUUGCACAGCUACAGAACACCUAUUGGAUAUGACAGUAUUCUCACAUCCGAUUGGUCAAUUGUGGAGAUGAUGUGCUUUAGUUGGCCUGGGGAGACGUCAAUCAGAUUAUAUAUUUCCUCUCUUGAUUGCGCGAGCGUCAGAAUGCUAGUAUUGUCUAUGGGCGCGGCAUCACAUCACAAACUAUCAUAUUAGUCCAUUGUUUUUCGUUGUUGGUUAAUGUUAAUUUGCUGCUACAUAGUCUCUGGUUCUCUAUCUGCGUUCUUGUUCACAGGUUUGUAGCGGCGCGCAGCUAGUGAGGGUAUUUGUGCUACUCGGAGUGACUGGUCAGACCAGGGGGAAAACGGGACCGGAGCUGUUCUGUUUUUUUUCUUCUGACAUUGUUAAUAAUUUUCAUCAUUCCUUUGAGGAAUAAACUCAAUUGAAAGACUUCAGAAGGGUACUUGUACAUUCAUCAACACAGCAUACAGGUGUUCCAACAAUCCUCACCAUGGAGGCCAUUGCCAAAUACGAUUUCAAAGCCACUGCAGAUGAUGAGUUGAGUUUUAAACGUGGAGAAACGUUGAAGGUUUUGAAUGAAGAAUGCGACCAGAACUGGUACAAGGCAGAGCUGAAUGGGAAGGAAGGCUUCAUCCCCAAGAACUACAUUGAAAUGAAGGGACACCCGUGGUUCUAUGGUAAGAUCCCCCGGGCGAAGGCAGAGGAGAUGCUGAACAAACAAAGGCAUGAUGGGGCCUUCCUCAUCCGAGAGUCGGAGAGCGCACCGGGAGACUUCUCCCUCUCUGUCAAGUUUGGUAAUGACGUGCAGCACUUCAAGGUCCUGCGUGACGGGGCUGGGAAGUACUUCCUGUGGGUGGUCAAGUUCAAUUCUCUCAACUCCCUGGUGGACUACCACCGUUCCACCUCUGUGUCCCGCAACCAGCCCAUCUUCCUCAGGGACAUCGAGCAGGUCCCACAGCAUUCAACGUACGUGCAGGCGCUGUUUGACUUCGAUCCUCAGGAGGACGGCGAGCUGGGUUUCCGACGCGGCGACUUCAUCCAGGUCCUGGACAACUCCGACCCCAACUGGUGGAAAGGCGCUUGCCACGGCCAGACGGGCAUGUUCCCGCGCAACUACGUCACGCCAGUCAACCAAAACAUGUGAUCAUGUCACGCCCGUCAACCAAAACAUUUGACUGGCUUAAAUGAAUAAUGACAUGGUCCCCCCCCAUUUGGCCCAUUUACACCCCCUCAGGACUUUGAGGGACACUUCAGAAACACAGACCUAUAUGAGGAAUGGAAGAAUGGGAAGUGGAGCAAAAACCCUGCAAAGACCGAGCGAGAGGCAGAUUUCAUUACUCGGACUCGACAGUUGACUGUGGAUUCUUUGAUGCAAUGAGGGAGACACACGGAACAGAGAUGCAUUGCAAAGGAACCUAAGUUGGAGUAAAAAAACAAACACAAGGGAUCCGGCUAUAGCUCGACUCCGGCAUCGGCCUCCCUUCCUAUACAUUCUUUGUUUUCUUUCUUUACGCAUGACAUCACCGUUCUAUGUUUCAGUCUAUUAGACAAAGACAAUGAAGAAGAUGUCAGAGACCAAAGACUCUUGUCUCGUGUGUUAUUCAUAUCAACCCAGCUUUGGGCUCUCAGAGAAGGACCAUGGACUGGAGAGAAAUUCUAUUGUUAUCGACGUGUAUGUAUAUCUAUAAAUAUUUGUAGUUUGAACCUGUUUUAGUGUGGGUGUUUUUCCAUAAAUUUCCUUGAUUUUUUUUUCUCCCCCCCCCCCCUAUUUGUAGGCCUACAUAUUGUCGUUUUCUAGGAUCAUAUUAAUUUGGUACCAAAUGGAAGGAAACAGAUCCAAACAGAGAGGGAACUACCGGAAUGGAAUAAGAAUCACUAAUUGUAGUUUUUCGUAGAAAAACGUUUUGUUACGUUUUGAAACUGUGCACUAAUUAAUAUGACCCAGAUCAUACACAGAGUCUCUGAGACAAGAAGCUAAAUGGUUUUUAUGUGAUCGGGAGUUAUUCAAUACAGGAAUAAUAUUUAAGGUGGAAAUCUAAUUUGGAAAAGGAUUUCUACUUUGUUCUGGUAUGAAAGCGGAAGCGCGGCUAUUAUCAGCUGGAACAAAUUGUGUCCUUUUUUACCCGCUUAGACAUGUGGGCGCUUUCUGCAUUCUUAAAUGUAGCAAUCUUUCUCAAUCAAAUCAGAGACAAUGGUAUAGAGUUUUAUGUCCAUCCGCAAUCAAUAGACUUAACUGAUGAUGGGGCUGAUUCGAUAUGACCUAAAUGUAGCUAAAUUGGGUUGAACGUGUUCUUUAUGGAGAUUGCUAGUGUUUGACUGGGUUGAAACGGCAGUAUCCUUAUCAUUAAUUCUAUAAAAGAAGGUGUUGAAUAGUGUACAGAUGAGCGCGCUACACUCACUGAUUUCACCCUGCGUUUGUGGAAGUUGGGUAGUGCCUUUUCCAUCUCUGGUGUUUUUUUGUCUCUCCAGGUUGACCAAUGAGCGCUUUUUAAGCAGCAGAUCUCAGAGAUACGGUGACCAAUACAAUGUCUCCAUUCUCCACACAUGCCGGCCAUUGGUUAGGGGAUACCUUAUGGAAACCCCAGUCUGAAUCUCUAAACCCGUCUCAGCUCUGCAGUCUCUUCUGUCUCACUUUCAAGUAUGACAAUUUGAUGAAAGAGAAACAUGUUUUGUGCCAGAGGGUGUUGUUAUGUAGUGUUUCCCUUGAGAAAUGACUAAAUGGUUUGAUGUAAAUGUGCAGUGUGGAUCUAUGUUUAACAGAAGGACAUGCGCAUGACAAAGUCUUGUUUUGUCUGAUUAUGGGACGCAUCAAAAGGGCUUUUGGAACUCUAUGCGAUUUAGAUGCGCACACAUUAUCUGCCGGUUUGGUUGUGUCUAAAGGGGGACAUUUUUGACAGCGGGCGAAAAGAAAUCACAGAAAAGGUAGUUUAGCUUUUCCUGAAAGAGGGGACAUAAAGUGCUUGAUCUGGGCAACAUCUUCAGUGUCUAUCCUUCAGUCAGUGUCUGCUUGUGACGGAGGCAGAAUGGAAUCCUCCAUCUUGAUAAAAAGAUUAAAGGACCAAUGAUGCUGACAAACUGACUGUAGAUCAGGACGACAAGCACAACGGGUGGGGUCAUUGACCUCUAUUGAGCUUUGUGUCCACAACUCUCUACUUUGGACCUUUUUGAGAAUCUUGAGGAGGACCUCGGAAUUUCAUAUUAUCUCUCCUCCACUCUGCUUGUUAUUCCCUAUCUACACUCAUUGAUUUGAAAAACUACUCGAAUAUACUUUAUGGUUUGUUGAAGUAAAAUGGCUGAAAUACACUGAGGCAGGUCUGAAGGGACCAUGCAAGUUUUUUCAAUGGUAUUUCUAGCCUGCAAUGAACUGCAAUGAGCCAUUCCAAUGAACUGAUACUACAAUUGACUUGCAGGUGUUUGAAAAUGCAAGGGCGCGAGAAACCUUGCUUACGUGGUUUGUCUAUGAACUGUAGCCUGGCUGUGUGUCACCUUACUGUUGUUGCAAGCCCCCCCCCCCCCCAUUCAAAGUUCAGUAUGUCACAUUAUGUAAAAAAAAAAACUUUAAAAAAACAAGUGUGACGCGUGUGUGUAUUUACUUCUUCAGGUGUGUCUGUAUUCUCAGCCAAUCAUAUGACAUGUAUGACCCUGAAGUUUUCCUGACCAUCUGAUCUGGAGUAUUACCAAGUCGUGUCACGUGUUCAGGGAACAUUCCUGGCCCAAGACCUUAUGCGAUUGCAAGGGUCAAUGUUUCUGCAGGUUUUAGAGUUGAGACCGGUACCCUAAUGGUUGACUCUUAGCCUGAUUAAACCAGAUUGAACGCUGCGUUCAGCAUUGUCUGUUCUACCAGGCUAGUUGACACUACCAGACGGUGGAUUUCGCUGCUCUCAAGGGGCCUGAUAAAUAGUCCAAAAUGUUGAUGUCUAAUUACGCUGUCUCUAGGUUCCUGGACAGCCUUGCACUCUACUGUGGUCAAUAUUUACACUCUCCUCAGUCAGUCAGCCAUUCAUUACAGUGUGAAGGUCGCUGGCAAGUGUACCAUUCAUUAAGCCGAGUUAAAUAAGACACAACGCUGCACUCGGCACUCACUAUUGUUUCACUUCGGUGACAAUAGUCUCCAGUCUGCCAAUAUCCUUCUAUGGUUUAUUUCCUCGUUCACUCAGUUGCAGCCGUCUGACUCGCGUUAUUCCAGAGUGGUAUCUUACAGUGGUAGACAGCUAAGACGAUGUGAUUGUUUACAUUAUGCUGGAAAGUCUUUGUAUGUAUGUCUAUCUGACAUGGUUGCUUUUAUGUCAUUUCAUGAUGUGCACGUAUUAAAAACGUUUAUUUUUUACAUUUCUGUUUUCAAACUGGAGGAUGAUGAUGUCCCCUGAUGUCUGUCACAGCAUUUGAUUUCCUUUGAACGUAGAUAGACGACGACAGAAUAAUAAAACAUUCACUAUGAAGAA
Oncorhynchus masou masou (cherry salmon) is the source of this 4832-nucleotide messenger RNA. Its product is annotated as growth factor receptor-bound protein 2-like. Lineage: Eukaryota; Metazoa; Chordata; Actinopteri; Salmoniformes; Salmonidae. Gene Ontology annotation, biological process: signal transduction; regulation of MAPK cascade. Gene Ontology annotation, molecular function: epidermal growth factor receptor binding; phosphotyrosine residue binding. The record is from RefSeq and is a predicted model, not a curated record. Gene Ontology annotation, cellular component: plasma membrane; cytoplasm; COP9 signalosome. The coding region runs from base 881 to 1534 and encodes 217 amino acids. The transcript has 5 exons.